AUGAGGACCUCCAUCCAUGGCUGCUCUCUUCGUCAGCCAAGCAUGCGCGCCGGCCGACGGCAGCCCUCCUCCGUCUCCGCGAGCGCCACUCGUCUCCCUCGGCAGAUCAUAUCGGCUGCAAAGGAGCUUCACCAACAGCUUGCUUUGAGAAUUGGGGAUGCAUCAUCAAACGCUCUCAAUUAUGCGUCGCAAAGGUUGCUGGAUGCAUUUGUGGGCAUCGUCUUCACACUAAAUCACCAACCUUUACGUCCCACCGAGGGUAAUUUUGCACCCGUCGAAGAGAUCGGCGACAUGCGAGAGAUAUUUGAUAUCGCAGGAGAGAUUCCAGCAGAUUUUCCAGAGGGUGUUUAUAUAAGAAAUGGUUCAAACCCUCUCUUUGGAGCCCUCCACUCGUCAAGCUCUAUCUUUGGCAAGUCCCACGACAUUUGGGUCGAAGGAGAAGGCAUGCUCCACGCCGUGUACUUCACCAAGAGCAACAACAACACAUGGUCAAUCAAGUACACCAACCGCUACGUGCAGUCCGAUACAUUUAGGGUUGAGAAAGGACUGAAGAAACCAUGCUUCCUCCCUGCCACUGACGGUGACCCUCUUGCGAUGCUCAUAGCGGGUACCCUUAAUACUCUGAGGUUCGGAAAGGCUUUCAAGAACAUGAGCAACACCAGCGUGUUUGAGCAUGCUGGGAGAGUCUUCUCAGCAGCAGAAAAUGAUAACCCCCAUGAGAUUGACUUGUAUAGUCUUGGCACACUGGGUAGCUGGAAUGUUGAUGGAGGAUGGAAGAUGCCAUUCACUGCCCACCCCAAGGUAAUCCCUGGAACAGGAGAGUUGGUUAUCUUCGGGUUCAACGUGGAUGCGCCUUUUCUAACGGUUGGAGUUGUCUCAGCCGACGGGAAGAAACUACAGCAAAAGGUUGCUCUCGAGUUAGAUAGAUGCACAUAUUGUCACGAAAUAGGAGUCACUACAAUCUGUGAAUGUAGGUACAACAUUAUCUUAGAUGCUCCACUUACAAUCAACAAGGAAAGGAUGCUAAAAGGUGCUCCGUUGAUUGAAUUUGAAAAGGAUAGCUAUGCAAGAAUAGGUGUUAUGCCCCGUUAUGGUGAUGCAAACUCGAUAACAUGGUUUUAUGUACAAUCAUUCUGCACGAUCCAUCUUGUCAACUGCUUUGAAGAAGAUGAUGAGGUCAUUGUGAGAGGAUUUCAUGUGCCAGGUUCUAUCAUUUUGGGGCCAAGGAUAAACUCCAAUCAAGGACUAACCGAGGAAUGUUUUUCUCGCUUGUAUGAGUGGAGACUAAACUUGAAAACAAGGACAGCUAUAGGCAAAUACUUAACUGGAAAAGAGGUUGCCCUGGAAUUCCCAGUAAUCAAUGACAAGUAUGUUGGCUUGCCUCACAAGUAUGCAUAUGCACAAGUGGCAGAUUCUCCGGCAAAUUUGGCAGGUGGUCCAGGAAUAGUACGACCAAAAUUCGGAGGUUUUUCAAAAAUUUGUCUUGAUGAGAAAGAGGACGCAACCACCAAGAACAAAGGCAGAGAAGACCUCAUAAAAGUGAAGUAUCAUCACCUUGACAGAAAUCAAUUCUGCUCUGGAGCAACUUUUGUGCCAAAGGUCAAUGGUACAAACGAAGACGAUGGCUGGAUAGUUUCGUUUGUGCAUGAUGAGGGGACAAAUAAAUCUAAAGUGCACAUCAUCAACGCACAAACAUUUGAGUAUGAGCCUAUUGCCAAGAUAACACUGCCGCAAAGAGUGCCAUAUGGUUUUCAUGGAGCAUUUAUAUCAAAAAGUACAUGA
Triticum turgidum subsp. durum (durum wheat) is the source of this 1782-nucleotide messenger RNA. Lineage: Eukaryota; Viridiplantae; Streptophyta; Magnoliopsida; Poales; Poaceae. The record is from the annotation of a GenBank genome assembly.